Trichechus manatus latirostris (Florida manatee) is the source of this 4016-nucleotide messenger RNA. RefSeq names its product SDS3 homolog, SIN3A corepressor complex component (gene SUDS3). The coding region runs from base 115 to 1101 and encodes 328 amino acids. Gene Ontology annotation, molecular function: histone deacetylase binding. Gene Ontology annotation, biological process: negative regulation of transcription by RNA polymerase II. The transcript has 12 exons. Lineage: Eukaryota; Metazoa; Chordata; Mammalia; Sirenia; Trichechidae. The record is from RefSeq and is a predicted model, not a curated record. Gene Ontology annotation, cellular component: Sin3-type complex.
GGCUCCCGUUCCUUGAGUUGGCGGCCCCCUCGGGCGCUGUUAGGUGGACGUCGAGUCCCCGGUGCGGGUGGCCGCGGUUUCCCGGUGGUACACUCUGCUACUGCUGGAGGCGACAUGAGUGCCGCGGGGUUGUUGGCUCCGGCCCCGGCCCCGGCUGGAGCGCCGCCGGCGCCGGAGUACUACCCCGAGGAGGACGAAGAACUGGAGAGCGCCGAGGACGAUGAGCGCAGCUGCCGGGGCCGCGAGUCGGACGAAGACACUGAGGAUGCUAGUGAAACUGACCUGGCAAAACACGAUGAAGAAGACUAUGUAGAAAUGAAGGAACAGAUGUAUCAGGACAAACUGGCUUCUCUCAAGAGACAGUUGCAGCAACUGCAGGAAGGUUCGUUACAGGAAUAUCAGAAGAGAAUGAAAAAACUAGAUCAGCAGUACAGAGAGAGGAUACGAAAUGCAGAACUCUUCCUCCAGCUGGAGACUGAACAAGUGGAAAGAAAUUACAUUAAAGAAAAGAAGGCAGCGGUGAAAGAAUUUGAAGACAAAAAGAUUGAACUGAAAGAGAACCUGAUUGCUGAGCUAGAAGAAAAGAAAAAGAUGAUUGAAAAUGAAAAGCUUACGAUGGAACUGACUGGAGAUUCAAUGGAAGUAAAACCCAUCAUGACCAGAAAGUUGCGGAGGCGACCAAAUGAUCCUGUCCCCAUCCCAGACAAGAGAAGGAAACCUGCUCCUGCCCAGCUAAACUAUUUGUUAACAGAUGAACAGAUCAUGGAGGAUCUGAGGACGUUAAAUAAGCUUAAGUCACCCAAGAGACCAGCAUCCCCAUCCUCUCCUGAACACUUGCCUGCCACACCUGCAGAGUCUCCAGCCCAGAGAUUUGAAGCUCGGAUAGAAGACGGCAAACUGUACUAUGAUAAAAGAUGGUACCACAAGAGCCAAGCCAUCUACCUGGAGUCGAAGGACAACCAGAAACUCAGCUGUGUGAUCAGCUCCGUCGGAGCCAAUGAGAUCUGGGUGAGGAAGACAAGUGACAGCACAAAGAUGAGGAUCUACUUGGGCCAACUUCAGCGUGGACUCUUUGUGAUCCGCCGGCGGUCAGCGGCUUGACUUUCUACAGUGUUCUCCCCUUGACCCUUUUUUUGGAGUGGUUUUUAUUUUUGUUUUGUCUUCUUAAUAGAAAAAUUUUAACUCACUGGGAAUAGCUACUCGGCCUUGGAAAAUGGAGAACACUGUUGAGGAUUCUGCAAGACACUUGGGUGGCUGGCCGCUUCCAUCUCGGUGUCAUUCUUGCCUGUCUUGACUUCCAGACAUCCGUCACCAUGGGACUGUUUUACAUUCAGGAGUACUGGGGUUUGAUUUACUGUCCCUUUAUUUCUUUAUUUUUUGCUUGUAUUUUGUCUUUAACUUUUUUUUUUUUUUUAAAGCUCCUUUGAGUUUGAAGGGAAAGCUCUUUUGUUAAUUAUCUUCGGGUCUUUCUACCGUGAAGAAGAGCGGGAAGAGAUACACUCUACAGUGCAUUUUCACAUUGGGAAUCUGAUUAGUGGAUUACAUAGCUACUUCCCUUGUCGAGCCCAAUUCACUGUUUCCCCAGAAGCUUUGGGCAGAGGUCCUAGCAGAAGGAGAUUAAUUCUCCUGGCUCUCUGCCUUCUCAGAGAAAUAAAUGCCUCGUGUAACAUCUGGUGCAUGCCAUCCAUUCCACUGGCUGAGCAACGGGAAAAUUUGCCUGGAGACGGUGUAGUGAAGUGAAUGGGGUUGGGGGAAGGGGAAAUGUCAUAUUUGUAAUGUGCUGAAGUUGCUAAUAUUUUAAAUGUUACUUAAUGCAGGUGGUUUAUUCAAACAUAUUUGCCCUAGCUCAGGCUGGAACCAGGAAGUGGUCAUUUCAGAAGUUUUCAUUUGUAUUUCAUUUCUCUCCCCUGUUCCCAAGUAGAUGAAGUAGGACACGCCACAGGCUGAUUAUCUGGGUUAUCUGUCGUAGGUGGGGAGAAGAGAUUGAUAGUACAAUAAUCAGUGAUCUAUAGGCUGUUACUCACAAUCCAGGUUUCACUGUGUUGCUGGUGCCAUUAUUGCAUGUCGGCUACUCCAGACCCAUGGAACUUUGUGGUCAGGCCCUCAGCACUCCCAGCCUGCCAGGAGAUCAGGCCCAGCUUGAAGAGAAGGAAAGCUCCUCUGCCAUGGCUGCCACUAAACUUACACUGUUUCUAAAGAAUCCAGAUGCAAGGGCCCUCCAUCCAGGCUCGGCGCCCUUCCCUCGUUCCCAUACAUGGAGAAAUGACUCAUUGGGUAGGGGGUUUUUGUCUGCUCUAGUUGCCAUCUUGAGAGCUUGAAGGAAUUUGGGGUUAGAGCAGUUUUGUUAGCAUCUCUAUGGGCAAUCAGUAGAGCUGACACAUCCUGGGAAAUCUUUGUAAGUAAUUCCUCCGGUCUCAAGCUGUUCUUGUGUUGUCCUUGAUGCACACACCCUGAAGCAAGUUGGAGGGCCAUGGUGUCAAGUAAAUCCCCUUCUCUUGAGUCCUGGCUUCAACAGAGUCCAAACCUUACUGACUCAGAGUAAAGAUUUAUACAGAUAUAUUUUUGUUGUAAUUUAUAAUCCAUUUCCCCCACCCUUGUCCCCCCCCCUCCCGCCAUGUUGGCAUCUUAGAUAGAAAAUAGGAUAAAUGAUACUGUUCAUCAGAAGUUGCCUGGGCGUUCUGUUUCUUCUCUGCUCUCCAACCCCCAUUAUGAUGAUGUUCCAGACAGGGAACCAAGUCCAUGGUGAACUGGGGCUUCACUGUUUCUUCUUGACACCUUUGCUGUAAGGGAGGACUUCUGUCACUUGAGUUGUCACUCUGGUGUGUGUGACAUCCCAUAAUACCAGGUAGCUAUCGGUUAUCAGCUAGUGCCCUGUGAUGGAAAUUGAUUUAAAUAUAUAAAGUAUGUUUUGCCAUCAAGGGUGUUGGUGUUUGUUUUGUUUUUAACGAUCAUUUUCCUUUUAAACAAUAUACCAAAGCUUGUACUGAUAACCACUGGGAAGGUCAGCAUCGAAGCAGCAACAAUUUGCCUGUCUUUUCUUGCCUUGUCUGGUGGCCCCUUUCUGCUUUUGUGAAGUGUGACUGUCUGUUUGAAGACCAGGGUUGGGCACUUUUGCUGUCUCUCUUCUGUAUCUUCUAAGGGUGUUUGAAGCCAUGGUCCCCACCCAUCACUGCCUUCUGUUCCUCAGCGUCCUCACAACUCCUAUAUCUCACUUUCAUCAUGGCCUAGGGAAUGUGGAAAAUGUUAAGUGGACUUGAGACACAGCAUAGCAAAUUAUACUCUGAAUCCCAGAAGAUUUCACUUUUUAUUUAGUCACUGCAGAGAUGAAAAAUCGGCAGCUCAACCACUGUUGCAGGCCUCUGUGGUGACGAGGGGCAGGAGAAGCCCUUUUGAUAGUAGGUGGAGAUACUUUUGUGGUGGACAGAGGCUAACUCAAAGGGGUAAACAGACUCUGAGAUUCCAUAGAACAGUAAGAAGAGCUGACUGUUAGCCCUGGUGGCCAGUCCCUGUUCCUAAACAUCUUUGUUGCUCACUAGACCCUGGGCCACCAGAUGAAUUCCCACGUUCAAACUUUUUCCUGCAAGUUACACUUUGAGAAAGUCUGGCCCAGACAAUUCUGAUCAAGAACCUGUACUUGUGUUUUUUUUAGGGACGUUUGCUUCACGUAUUAUAUUUGUCUCAAGUGUUUGCUAUGGAUAUGACCCGAUACUUAUUUUACCUCUGAUGGGAGGUUUUUGUGUACCUCUGUCACACCCCUCCACCCAAGCCAGUGUCCUUUUCAACAAUUUCUAGAUAGAUUUCUGUAGCCAUACCAAAGCCAGGAUGUUUUCAUUUGUUUGGAUACCAGUAUUUAUGGAUGUCUUAACUACCUAACCUUAUUUUUCUUUUUAAACCUUUGACUGGGGCCAGUUAAGAUCCCAGAGGCUGAUCUGCAAAUCAGAGUACAUGUAUUUGUGUUUGAGACCCUGUGUCCAGGACCGGGUGGCUUUGCUGAGAGAGAUACGGGGCUGAGGUGG